Anopheles bellator is the source of this 808-nucleotide messenger RNA. It is a transcript of the gene c12.1, whose product is annotated as protein CWC15 homolog. Gene Ontology annotation, cellular component: catalytic step 2 spliceosome. The record is from RefSeq and is a predicted model, not a curated record. Gene Ontology annotation, biological process: mRNA cis splicing, via spliceosome. Lineage: Eukaryota; Metazoa; Arthropoda; Insecta; Diptera; Culicidae. Gene Ontology annotation, molecular function: RNA binding. The coding region runs from base 74 to 757 and encodes 227 amino acids. The transcript is spliced from 2 exons.
UAUCGUGCAGGCAAUUCUUGUUUCAAUUCAUUGUAAAUUCUCUAAAUAGUUCUUCCGUUUAACAAAAACUAACAUGACGACUGCAGCCCGCCCGACUUUCGAUCCCGCUCGGGGCGGUACCGGUCGCGGGGAAAAGGAUCUCAGUGCGCUCUCCAAACAAUACAGCAGUCGCGAUUUGCCCGGACACACGAAGCUAAAAUACAGGGACCAAGGUCAGAGCACUGCCGAGGAGCUGCGUAACCGUGACUUCCGCGAGGAAUUGGAAAAACGCGAGCGUGACAGUAAACAAACCAAGGGCUCGGCCGUUCCGAUCUCGGCUCGUCGUGGAACGGAGUCGGCUGCCGCCACCAGCGGAUCUGCGAAGAGACAAAAGUUGGACGCUCCCCAAAACCUUGAUGCUGAUGAUCCGGUUGACAGCGAAAAUUCCGACUCGGACUCGGACGAAGAUGACACGGCGGCAUUGCUGGCGGAAUUGAACAAGAUCAAGCAGGAGCGGGCAUCGGAACAGGCCCACCGGGAGCGCAGUAAGCAACAGGAAGAGGAAAAGAUUCGGAUGGAAAACAUUCUGUCCGGCAACCCACUGUUGAAUUACUCGUCCACUGCCAAGGCUGAGCUGAAGGUGAAACGCCGCUGGGACGAUGAUGUUGUUUUCAAGAAUUGCGCCCGCUCUGAACCGGACAAGAAGGCGAAUAACUUUAUCAACGAUUCCUUGCGUUCCGACUUCCACAAGAAGUUCAUGGAUAAAUACAUUAAAUAAGCAUCGUCUGUAACAUUAGGUAUAAUCGUCAAUAAAGGGUAUCUUUUCACA